Molecule: messenger RNA, 1251 nt
Organism: Cyclocybe aegerita
Lineage: Eukaryota; Fungi; Basidiomycota; Agaricomycetes; Agaricales; Hemipholiotaceae
Source: the annotation of a GenBank genome assembly
AUGCUCACUCCAAUGGUCCCGCGUUCGCUCGCGUCUGCGUUCAGAACAUACCGCCCCGCCCUCGCGCGGCAGAUCAUCAAAAGAGCGCCACGUCCGACGCGCCUGAGGCUCUACGCAACCCGACCUUCCUCGUCCUCUACCUCACCUUCCACCUACACACGCACAGGAUUUCCUGAGCCUGCUCAGCCACCAACACCACCAACACCGCCGCACAGGCCAUACACAUUCCACAUUGGCGCCAGUUGGGCCGGCAAGCCUGCGGAUCCCAUGUACCAGAUGCCAAAGGAGAAGGUGCCCUUCCCCCCCGACACGCUCAUCGGCGCGUGGCGCGACAAGACCCUCACGCGUCCUCGGUCGGUGCGCAGUGCGGACGCGGGAGAGGAUUUUUUCUUCGUGCAGGAGAUGCGUAACUCAUCAGGCGUCUCCUUCGGUGUCGCCGACGGCGUAGGCGGGUGGGUCGAUAGCGGCUACGACCCCGCGCUCUUCUCCCAGGCCCUCAUGUACCACGCCCACCGCUACUCCCGCAACGCCUGGGCCGGCGAGCCAGAGAUCGACCCUACCAUGGACUACGAGGAGCGCGAGCAGAUCGAGGGCUGGGAGAUGACCCCGUUCGAGUGCCUGGAUUUGGCGUAUGGCGGUGUGUUGAGGGAGAAGUAUGUCCAAGCAGGGUCGAGUACGGCGUGCAUCAUUAGUCUGAAUGCCUCUUCGGGUGUUCUGCGCUCUGCAAACCUCGGCGACAGCGGCUACUCAAUAAUCCGCUCGACGUCCGUCAUCCAUCGACAACGCGCCCAAACACACUUCUUCAACUGCCCAAAACAACUGACGAAACUACCCGCGAACGCCGGACGCAAGUUCGCCAGAGCAUGCGUCGACUCACCUGGGGAGGCGGAUACGUAUGAGACGAAGCUGCGGGAUGGUGAUAUCGUCGUGGCAUAUACAGACGGCUUCUCAGACAACGUCUUUCCCUCCGAGAUGGUGACAAUCUGCUCCCUAGUCGCGCGUACAGGCGGGACAGAGGACGAGCAAGUCCAGAACAUGGCAGACCGGAUGGUCGAGUAUGCACGGCAAUGCAUGAAGAGCAAGACCAGGGUCAGCCCAUUCGAACGCGAUGCCUCACGUCAGGGAAUGUACUUUCGAGGAGGAAAACCAGACGAGUUCGUGGAUCUUUCUCCUCUCACCCUUCCUAUAACCCAUGACUUACGUUUCCCCGUUCCAAAACAGUGUGACCGUCAUUGUUGGUCUGAUUCGUGA